Paramacrobiotus metropolitanus is the source of this 1671-nucleotide messenger RNA. Its product is annotated as ATP synthase subunit C lysine N-methyltransferase-like. The transcript has 6 exons. Gene Ontology annotation, molecular function: protein-lysine N-methyltransferase activity. Bases 122 to 937 code for a protein of 271 amino acids. Lineage: Eukaryota; Metazoa; Tardigrada; Eutardigrada; Parachela; Macrobiotidae. Gene Ontology annotation, biological process: positive regulation of proton-transporting ATP synthase activity, rotational mechanism; peptidyl-lysine trimethylation; regulation of mitochondrial ATP synthesis coupled proton transport. Gene Ontology annotation, cellular component: mitochondrion. The record is from RefSeq and is a predicted model, not a curated record.
UCUUCUCGUCGAUUUUUAAAGGUGUACCUUUAGACAUCUUUAUCGAUCGUUUUACACUGUAAUUUAUUGUGCGUCGGGCUACCCUUAAUGCCUGCCUUAUCAUUGUAACGGCAGUGGCACCAUGAUGCCUGCAGUCAGCACGCCAACCGCCCUACAGCCCAGCCCGCAACCCUCAGCGGCCGAUCUUGAAUUCCUCAGCGAACUCGGCAUCUCCUCUUCCACAUUUUCGCCGCGCUCCGACCCGCGCCGCCUCCGCACCCUGGUGAUCGGCUCGUGUGUGGCGGGGACCCUGGGCCUCUCGGCGCUCCUCGUCCCCUUCGUCGCCCCCGGAUUCCGCCGGGUGGCGCUGCCGUACCUCCCCGCCACCAGCACCCAGGUGCAGGCUAUCUUCCAGUUCCUGUCGGGAUAUCGUCCGCCGUUGCUGUCCAGUGCCACGGCCAACCGAAUCAGUGCUGAUGUAGCCAGUAUUAAUCCCCAGAAAAUGCAGUUCGCGCAACGCCCGCGGGAGGUGCAUGGCGACGCGGAGGAAAAUGCGGCGUGGAUCGCUGGGAAGAAACUGAUCGAUCUCGGUUCCGGUGACGGGCGACUGGUGUUAGCGGCGGCACAGCACGGAAUGCAAGCAACAGGCGUGGAAUUAAAUUGGUGGUUGGUGGUGUGGAGUCGUUUCCUACUGCUCAAGGAAGGCGCUGCACUGCGGAAACGCGCUGAUUUUUAUAUUCGGGAUAUUUUCAAGACGGAUGUGUCGUCCUACGACGUGAUCGUGUUGUUCGGCGUGGACGGGAUGAUGGAGCCGAUCCGGGAGAAACUGCAGCGGGAGAUGCGGGAUGAAGCGCUGUUCAUCGCCUGCCGUUUCCCGCUGCCGCAGUGUCGCGCCGUCCGCACCUUCGGUUCCGGCGUGGACACCGUCUGGGUCUACCGGAAGUCCGAUCUCCAGUGAACAACACCCGCUGCCACAGACAGUGGAGACGCGAAUUGACCUUAGAAAAUGUUGAGACAAAUUCUUCGCUGGCGGUGAAUUUUGUGGACGACGACUGGACGGAAAAUUGUACUAAUUUGAUUUUUCAUAUCACAUUUUGGGGAAUUUACUGCGUGACGCUCAGUGUGUGUAUGUUGUGCAGUACGAACGAGGUGCUGCAGGGCAUUUUUAUUCGAAACUCCGUGAUCAAAAACGCUAAAGCACUAUUUGUGAUUGACAGGAAAGCUCAUGCAAUCCGACGUCAUACAUAAUUGACGAAAAACCAAUUAAAAGCGACGCAGACAACGGGCAGACAAAUGGCGGAUUUAAUAAACAUUUAUUAUGAUUAAAACGCCAUCGUUGAGGAAUGAGGCCAGCACAGUUAUCACGCAGCAGAAAAAAAUCCGCAAAAUUCCUCUGUUGUGUAAAAUCGACCAGUUAUUUCUUCUUGGCCAGCAGCGCCACGAGGCCCAUCGCCCCCAACACCGUGGCCCCGCCCAACGCCACCAAUCCCAUCCCGAUGAGGCCACCUGCGGAAGAAAACAAAAUUAAUUUUGUAAUAUUAUUUUUUUUAUUUUACAGCUUUAGAUGCCUUUUUUAUUAAAAUUCCGAGCUUUUUGUUCCACUCUAUCGAGCGCUUGAUAAUAAAUUUUCAUUUUACUGCGGCAAAAAAGAGUACCGUGUGACUGCAACAUCGUACACAAUAAUUAUUUUUG